AGAAAGAUAACCGUACAACCACAGAGUUCGAUACAGCCAGCCAAGCAAUCAAUCCAGGCAGCACAAGGGAAUUUGUGGAAGCGACGUUUGGAGCAGACUUCAAUCUCAAUGGAGUAACAUCUAUAUUAAAAUAGAUAGGAUGCUAUUUGAAAAUGUUCUAUAGAAAGAAAAAGGAAUUAAAUAAAACUUCAGUUUCAAAGAAGAAUCUUGGGGGAAACUUUGGGUCACAUAACUCAACACUAUCUGUCCUCCAGGAACAACCCACUAGAGAUGGUGGCAUGGAUGUCCCCCCCCCUUUCCCUGUAUCCCUCCAGGACCCCCAGGCUCCUCCCUGCCCCACUACCACCUGUCUGCUGCACCCCAGGCUGGCCACGGCCACCAGCCCUCCCCCUGUCCUUGGAGCCUGCCUUAGACGGCCCACAGCCCUGAGUCGACAUGCCAGUGCGGCUGGCUUCCCCCUAGAGGCGGCUGGAGCCUGGGCCUUCAGUAAGACCCAGGGGAAAGGAGCGAGCCUUGCCUCCAGCCCCACCACAGAGGCCUCGGAGGUGGGCAUCGAAGUGGAGGACAUCCCCUCUUUGCUCCGGGACGUGGCUUGCUUCGCUGAGGCUGUGGAGAAACUGAAAGAAAUGGUGCUGGGGGAAGCCAGGGUGUGUGUGUGUGUGUAUGCCUUGCGAAACUGAGGAAGGAAGAGGGAGUAUGUCACACAAGACAGGCAGAUAGAUAACCUCUCAGACAGGCAGCUGGACCGUCGUGACCUGGCCCAGGAGUGUUUGGGAGAGGUGUUGCGUGUGUUGAGGCAGGUGAUCGGUGUCUACCCCCUCCUCAACACUGUAGAGACCCUCACUGCUGCUGGAACACUCAUCUCCAAGGUCAAAGGGUUUAGUUACAAGGACAGCAGUGACAUGGGUAAGCAGGACUUUGAGAAAGCCAUCGAGACCAUGGCUGUGGCUUUCAGUAGCAGUGUGUCGGAACUUCUGAUGGGAGAAGUGGACAGCAGCACCCUCCUGUCUCUACCGCUAACAGAGAGGAGCAGGUCUAUGGAGAACCUGUAUGGCUUAGACUCGGCCCAGGCCAAAGACUGUCAAGGGAGGAGUGACCAGCAGGACUGCUGCAUGCUGAGUGGAGAGCAGGUUGACCUCCUACUGCAGUGCAGUGAGGGAGGAGUGGACUCCGCUCUCUCCUAUGCCAAGGCUGUGUCCAGAUAUCUGAAGGACAUUAUCAGCUAUGUGGAGAAAAGGACUGCUCUGGAGAUGGAGUUUGCCAAGGGUCUGCAGAGGCUGUGUCAGUCCUGUAAGCAGAGCAUUGCACAGCCCCAGAUGCCAUUCUUCUCCAUCUACUCUCUGGCUCUGGAGCAGGACUUGGAGCAGAGUGUGGGUGUGCAGCAAACCACUGGCUCCAUACACACUGUUCUACAGCCUCUGAUGCAGUGUAAACAGGAGCAUGAGAGGAGACGCAGAGAGCUCGGAGAGCAGUGGCAGAGGGCCCAGAGGAAACUGACUGAUGCUGAGAGUGGCAUGCGUAAAACUCGAGGCUCAUACAUGAUUCGCUGUGAGGAGUAUGACAAGGCCAGGGGUCGGGCAGAGGAGGAGCUACAAGGGGGAGCAGGCGGGCUUAAAGCUCUGGACCGGAAGAAGCGAUUGGAGGAGGAGGCCAGGACCAAGGCUGAAGAGGCAGAGGCUGUGUAUCGUGCAUGUAUAUCCGAGGCGGAGGCGCGGCACCAGGAGAGAGAGCAGACUAAGGGCAGCACUCUCAGACAGAUCCAUGAUGUCAUCAGACACACAGACCACACCCUCAGAUCUUGCACGGUGUCGUACUAUCAGCUGCUGCACAUGCAGACAGCAGUGCUGCCAGUCCACUACCAGACUCUGUGUGAGAGCACCAAGCUCUACGAGCCGGGACAACAGUACGCCGCUCACGCAAGACAUCUACACAAGAGCCCAGAGGACGCCAGACAUCUCUACACGAGCACAGAGGAUGCCAGACAUCUCUACAUGAGCACAGAGGAUGCCAGACAUCUGUCGAACCCAGAGCCUGCAGCUCACUACCACUUCGAGCCCUACUCAUCAAACCAUCUGUCUGGACACAUCCGCCACAACAGCUCUAACACGGAUGUACCAAUCAGCACGGAGACCACACCUCCCACGGAUUCACCAAUCAGCACGGAGACCACACCUCCCACGGAUUCACCAAUCAGCACGGAGACCACGCCUACCACAGACGAGGAUGGUGGUGCUGAGGAUGGAGUCACACAGAGAUGUGGGCAAGGUCACCAAUCACACAAGUCCUGGCCGUCAACGAUGAAGGACUCGGACUGUCUUGGAGGAGUCUAUGGUCUGGAGUCCUCCUGCACUGGGCACGUACCUAAAGCCAGUGAAGAAGAACAUGAUGGAAACGUCACCUCGUUUGAACAGGGGACAGAGCCAGAGAUCGCCAUUCCCACUGGUCCCUUCCGGAAUGUGGGAAUGUCCAAGGCAGCAAAGACCCACAGACUCCGCAAGCUCCGCACACCUGCCAAAUGCAGAGAGUGUAACAGCUAUGCGUACUUCCAGGGUGCAGAGUGUGAGGAGUGUUAUCUGGCAUGCCAUAGGCGUUGCUUGGAGAACCUGGCUAUCCAGUGUGGCCAUAAGAAGCUACAAGGUCGCCUGUCGUUGUUUGGCAGGGACUUCACGCAGGGGCUGGGAGACCCCGAGGGUGUGCCUCUGGUCAUCAGGAAGUGCAUCACAGAGAUAGAGAGCAGGGCUCUUAGGAUGAAGGGUAUCUAUCGUGUGAAUGGGGUGAAGACUCGUGUGGAGAAGCUGUGCCAGGCCUUUGAGAAUGGGAAAGAGCUGGUGGAACUGUCCCAAGCCUUUCCUCAUGAUAUCAGCAACAUGCUCAAACUUUACCUCAGACAGUCUCUGAUGGGGCUGGCCAAGGAGAGCCUGCGUUCUGCGUCUCCUAGCCCAGAUGGAGGUGAGGUGGCUGGGGCAGCAGUGCUGGCAGACCUGGGUGCUGAGACUCCCCUGGAGGUCCUGACUCUGGUCCACAGCCUGAGGGAGCUAAUGCUAACGGAGCUGCCGCAGGCUAAUACAGCCACACUGCGCUAUAUUGCACAGCAUCUGCGCAGGGUGUGUGAGUGUGAGCAGGAGAACAAGAUGAGUCCCAGUAACCUGGGCAUUGUGUUUGGCCCCACUCUGAUGCGUCCCCGUCCCUCCGGGGCCACCGUGGCCCUGUCCUCCCUGGUAGACUACCCCCACCAGGCCCGCAUCGUAGAGACUCUCAUAGUCUUCUACAGCACCCUCUUCCAUGACAGCUCCUACGGCACCCCAGUUUCCCCCUUAGCCCUAAGCCAGGAUGGUGGAGGGGAGGAGGGGAGAGACUGUGGGGGUGGGGGAGGAGUCCAGGGGAGAGACGAGGGAAACAAGACAGACUUAAUACACGACGGGGGUGAGACGCCAGAUAACCACACUGAGAGACCAGUGGAAUCAGACUGAGGAGGAACCCUCAGCCGCAGCACCCACUGACCCUCUCUGGACCUGAACUCUUCAACAAAGAACUUCUGGGAAAAAUGGAAAUGGAAUUGUUUUUCAAAUGAAAAAGUACUUUAGUGAAUUCUACAAAUUGGAAUUCAUUUGGGAAAUUGCAGUUGAAAUGAAAGUGGUUCCAUCUUACUGUUUUAAUGCGUUGACUACUGAUGAAAAAGUUAGUACACUGACUGGAUAGCAGAAUAUCAUAUUGCUGUUGUGUUAACGUGUUAAUUUCAUUGCAUGACUUGAGGUAUGAUUUUCGAAACCAGUUUUGCCAAAAUGCUGCACAAAGCUAUUUUUAUUGUUUUAAUUACCUGGUGAGAUACCAGGAAGGAAUGUGAGAUUGUGUUUUUGUGCCUGCAAUUUCCUCUUUUUGUAUUCUCUCUGUAUACCCCUUGUAUGGUGUAUUCAUAUGGUAUGUCUAUACUCCAGCCUACCAUCUGCCUGUGUACUCACACCACUACUUCAGCACUGCUGCUGGUUGGUAUGCUAGUCAUUGAGAGAUGUUUAUAUUGUUACAGUUCUAACAUGAUUUGUUGUUUAUCCUUGGUGACAUAAAAUUCAAACGUCAAGCACUAA
Molecule: messenger RNA, 4082 nt
Organism: Oncorhynchus kisutch (coho salmon)
Lineage: Eukaryota; Metazoa; Chordata; Actinopteri; Salmoniformes; Salmonidae
Product: rho GTPase-activating protein 45
Exons: 23
Coding region: 903-3470 (855 amino acids)
Biological process (GO): signal transduction; activation of GTPase activity
Cellular component (GO): membrane
Molecular function (GO): GTPase activator activity
Source: RefSeq, a predicted model, not a curated record